CCAUUUAGUAGUUAAUGUCACAAACUGAUAGUACAAAAACAUCAGGUUAAAAAGUUAAGAAAUCUUUAAUCAGUCCUUUAAGAGAAGCAUUUAAUCAUUUUACAAAAUCUUAUAGAUUCUACAUUUCUAAUGAAGAAUAAAUAAUUGAAGUAGUGAUAGAUUUACCUUCUCAAACUGAGCUUGUGAUUGCAAUCAGUCGUGCCUUAUAAUAAGCAAGCAAGGAUUAUCCAAUUGAUUAAAAUCCUAAAAAUUAUGAAGCUUAUAUAGCAAAGAAGAAUGGAAAACCUAAAACUGAUUUUCCUUCAUAUUCAAUUGAUCUUAAGAUGGAGUAGACUUAAAAUUUUGUAUUCUCUCUUGUUCAUGUAACAUUUUAAGAAAGAAAGCCAAAAAGAAAAUCUACUUAUGAUUAUACAAACAACUACAGCCCAAUCAAACAAGGAUAAAUCAAAGAUAUUGAUGAAAUCAAAGGACAAAAGAAUUGGCUUCUUAGAUUUUUGGGUUGUGGUUGA
This is a messenger RNA of Paramecium primaurelia, 509 nucleotides long. Lineage: Eukaryota; Ciliophora; Oligohymenophorea; Peniculida; Parameciidae. The record is from the annotation of a GenBank genome assembly.